Molecule: messenger RNA, 3563 nt
Organism: Nylanderia fulva
Lineage: Eukaryota; Metazoa; Arthropoda; Insecta; Hymenoptera; Formicidae
Product: transmembrane protein 245
Source: RefSeq, a predicted model, not a curated record
CGCAACGUGAGUUGCGCGAGUAACGUCAAACGUCAGCUGCAAUCAGCUGAUACGCGUCAUUCGCCGCAACAGAGCGUUUUUAUUUACUUUCUCGACCGAAAUGCAUAUCAUUGCCGUUCGUAUUUACGACGACGCAUCGGAAACGACGUAAAGAGAGUACUUGGAAUAAAGUCAAGCAUAUAUUUUGUUUAUUAUUGCGCAGGAUUAGCUAUAAUCAUGGAUAGCGUCCGCUCGCCGAUGGAUAACCUCUUUAACAUGCUGUCGGGCUUCAGCGCGGGUCACGAAAAAGCCUUGAAACAGGGGAUCUACAACGCGGUAGCGCUCUUCUUUCUAUGUCUGGUCUCGGCAGCCGGCUAUGGUCUGUACAUCAUCCUCAGCCCCUUCGUCAAACCCCUCAUCUGGGCCCUGCUAUGCGGUUCCGUUCUCUUCCCCUUCAAGUACUCAUUGGCCACGACGGUACAGUCCUGGUUCGCCAAGAUGGAAGUUUCCGAGUCCCCGCUGAUCGUCAACGUCAGUCUGCUACCUAUACACAUAUUCGACAAUAUUUCUGAGAAGCUGGGCUCCUUUUUAUGGACACGUAUCAAGUAUAUUGUUGGUGCAAUAUCGCUGGCGUUAGGACUUCUAGGUGUGUAUCAUUACACUCCCAACAUUAUGACGUGUCUCGCCUGGAGGAUAUUUCAGGUGUUCACCACCGUCUCUGGAUUCUUCAUCCUGACAUGCAACAUUUUUACGGUUUCAACAAUACUUGUUGGAUAUCUAACGAUAUUGUACAUUUACUGGACGCCAUCAAACUCCAUCCGUUUUCGCUACAUGUCAUUUGUGAUGUGGUUCAUCGUCACCAUGUAUCUCUCAAGUAUGGCAGGCGCUUAUCGAGUCUUGGUCUUCACUGCUCUGCAGAUCUUAUGCGCAAUCGGAUUUAUUUACGAAGUAGUAUUGAUUAUGGAGAGUCAAGAGCUGAACGGUAGGCACUUGACGUUUUCGGAGGCGGCGCGUUUCGCCUUAACGAAUAAUUUAUUACCGAGUCCGCAGGAAGAGAUAUUGUCUUCAUCGAAGAGCGAUGAGAUGCGAAUGAACGAUUCGAUUCCAGAGGAAGAGAGCACCUCAGAUACGCCGAUUCGUUCCAGGGAAGAGAAGACGAAGAGGCCAGCGUCAUCGGGAAUCGAAAGGAUCCCUACCGCGUCCAAGUUCGGCGUAAAGUCGAUGUCUCUGGAUGCGGAUGCUGGCCUGUCGCCUCUGCGUAAACCACGAUCUUCGUGUAAUGUACAUUCUGUAACGACAUUACGCGAUCGUUAUUUGCUCAGCAAAAUAAAGGCCGAAUUACGAAUGUCUCUAGAUAUGCAAGAUGAUGAAGUCGAUACCGAUAAAUAUAUGUACGGAGCGAUGUACGCGUGCGUCGGUAUGCUUCUUUGGAAGCACAGAUGGAUCUGCCACAUCUUGGUGAUCCCUUUGGUGUAUUACGUCGUCAAGCAGCUGGGCGGUUAUUUCGGCUUUUGGGAAACGAUACGCAGACACUGCGACUCGACGAUACAAGGGAUCAAGUCGUGGUGCCUCGAACGACAUCAAGCUCUUAUACCCUCUAAUAUCAGAGGUCUCUAUAAAGUAAGCAUUAUCGUGGACGAGAAACUCAGGAAUGUUCUCAAGGCGUCCGUCAACGCGGUAGCGACUACUUCUGUGAUAUUCGGGCUAAUCAUUUUCACCACUUGCGCAUCUAUUUUCAUAACGAUACAGGUUUAUGCGGAAGGUUUGCAUCUCGUUCAAGUAACGGGUGAAAUAUUGAAUUCUUCUCUGAUGAACAAUCCUGAUAUCGACUGGGUUCCGGAGAAAUGGGAAGAAUCUGUUAACAGCGUUUUAGAUAAUGCUUAUACUUAUGGACGAACCGCUAUAUCAGAAGGAAUUCGAGGUCUCGUGAAAGAUCUAGAACCGUCCAAGGCGGAGCAAAUGGAGAAGAAAGUCUUAGAGCUUUGGGAUCGUCUCUACCAGGCGUGGAUGAUGUCUAAUGCGGAUCCAAACUUCGUAGGUCCUGUUGUAGAUGCUGGAUCUGCAUAUUAUGCUUGGGAGAAUUUCAAGGAAAGCUUUGGGAAAAUGCCUCUCCAUCUUUUCAAUAUGACAAGCAUACAGAAUUUUGCCAAGGAAAAUAUUGGCAUUUUGAUGUCAGUGCUUGAUUCUAUCUGGAGCAUUGUUAAAGGCAACAUGUCUGUGAUACUGACAAUUUUUACAGAGCUAUUUUAUAUCGUACUCAUGAGUGGAUCAGCUGUAUUUAACUUUGUACUCAGCACGGUGGUCUUCUUUACAACUCUAUUUUAUUUACUCAGUUCCAGCGGUAAAACAUACAAACCCAUCGAAUUGACCACGAUGUUUAGUCCUAUUAGCUGUCACAGAUUUGCCAUAGCGUUACAAGAGGCGGUGAUCGGAGUGUUCGCGGCGACUUUCAAGCUCGCCUCCUUCUUCGGCAUGUGGACGUGGUUUAUCCACAAUUUAUUCCAAGUGAAGAUCGUCUACUUGCCAUCGGCCCUCGCGACUAUGCUGGGUGCAGUUCCUUUUUUGGACGCGUACUUUGCUUGCAUCCCGGCCACGAUCGAGCUCUGGUUCACUCGCGGAUCGAUGAUCGCUAUUCCUUUCUUCCUUUUCCAUUUUCUCCCGUGUAACAUAGUGGUGACGGAAUUCUAUAAGGAAAUCAAAGGCGGUGGACAUCCUUAUCUGACAGGCCUAUCCAUAGCAGGUGGGAUCUUCUGUUUAGGCGUAGAGGGAGCAAUCUUUGGCCCUUUGCUUCUAUGUUGCAUUAUGGUUGUCAUCAAUUUAAGUCGACGUUACCUGCAUUCGCCCGAAGAGGAAGUUAUGCUUCCAGCUUAUUCGAGUACUGUUCACGGAACACCAUGAUCAUAUUAAGAUAAUGGUACGCUUUAGCUCUAACACAUUAAUUUAUUCCGCUUAACAACGUUGUGAGCUACGGGCUUAAGAUCCUUAGCUUUUAACUGUAAAUAUUCAAAGUUUUAUAUCAAAUAUUUUAUGAAAGUCUGUACGAUAACUGGACUAAACGCGUGCAGCGCACACGAACAUGUAAAAGCUGGGUCCAGACCAAACGAUUAUCAGCGAACGAACGUGAAGAGGAGUUAAUUAUUUAAUAUUUUUAUCUUUUUAUAAUUAAAUAUUUUUUACGAUUUUUUAUAAUUAUUUAAAAAUUAAUUUUUUAUUAAAAAGACUAUUAAAUCCUUCUUUUCUGACUAUUAAAUCCUCCUCUGCCGAUGCUCGCUAACAUUCAUUCACGAUUGUUUGCAUUUUAUAUUCGCAUUUGUUUGGUCUAGAUCCAACUCAAAAUCAUAUGUGCUUUACAUAUGUACUCAAAAUCAUAUGUGCUUUACAUAUGUACUCAAAAUCAUAUGUGCUUUACAUAUGUACUUUUAUGUGAUAAGAGAACUAACAGGGAGAAAUCUCGGCUUACGCUUAUUAGUCUUAGAAAUAUAUCAUAUAUUACAGAUUUUCUUAGUCUUCCAUCGUCUUUGAUUAGAAAUUUGAUACAUAUAUAAUAUUAUAUAUAUACACACACACACACAUUUAUGUACAUA